AUGUGGAACAUAAUUUUAAAAUCUUAUUUUAAAGAUGCUUCUCAGUGUUUAAAACCUUAUUAUUUACAAUAUUUGCGGGAAUCAUCGGAAAACAUUCAUAGGAAAAUCUACACUGUGGGGAAAUUUCAUAAUAGCAGAUUUUCAAGUACCAUGAAUAACAAACUGAUGAAUGGAAAUCUUCGGGACACAGACCCAGAACUGUAUAAAAUUAUUCAAAAUGAGAAGCAUCGCCAACAAAGUGGUCUGGAGAUGAUUGCGUCUGAAAAUUUUACAUCAAUUCCCGUUCUGCAAUGCCUGAGUUCCUGUCUUCAUAAUAAAUAUUCUGAGGGAAUGCCAAAUCAAAGAUACUAUGGAGGCAAUGAGUUUAUUGAUGAAAUAGAAAUCCUAGCCCAGAACCGAGCUAUAGAAGCUUAUCGUUUGAAUCCUGAAGAAUGGGGUGUUAAUGUUCAACCUUACUCUGGCUCUCCAGCAAACUUUGCUGUGUACACCGGUGUUGUAGAGCCUCAUGGACGAAUCAUGGGGUUAGAUCUUCCUGAUGGCGGCCAUUUAACCCAUGGAUUUUUUACUUCCACUAAGAAAAUAUCAGCGACAUCUAUGUUCUUCGAAAGCAUGCCCUACAAGGUGGAUCCUUCCACAGGUCUAAUUGAUUAUGACAAAUUGGCCGAAACAGCAAAAUUGUUUAAACCACGCCUUAUAAUCGCUGGGAUCAGUUGCUAUUCCCGUUGUCUGGACUAUAAGAGGUUUAAGGAAAUCGCCAACGAGAAUGGCGCGUUGUUAAUGGGUGAUAUGGCACAUAUUUCUGGACUUGUUGCAGCAGGAGUCAUACCAAGUCCUUUCGAGUACUGUGACAUAGUGACCACAACCACCCAUAAAACCCUUCGUGGACCAAGAGCGGGCGUCAUCUUCUACCGCAAAGGGGUUCGAUCGGUAAACGCGAAAGGAGAAAAGAUUAUGUACGACCUUGAGAAUAAAAUCAAUAUGGCGGUGUUCCCUGGACUUCAAGGUGGACCGCAUAACCACGCCAUUGCAGCUAUCGCGACAGCAAUGAAACAAGCUACCUUACCAGAGUUCGCUGAUUACCAACGACAGGUAAUCAAGAAUGCCCAACGUCUCUGCGAAGGUCUAAUAUCUCGUGGAUACAAAAUAGCAACAGGUGGAACCGACGUCCAUAUUGUGUUAGUGGAUGUUCGUAACGUCGGCUUAAGCGGCGCUCGCGCAGAACGUAUAUUGGAAUUAUGCAGUGUCGCCUGCAACAAGAAUACCGUUCCGGGGGACAAAAGUGCCUUGAAUCCUAGCGGGAUUCGGUUAGGAACACCAGCUCUAACUACACGUGGCCUCAAGGAGGCAGACAUCGAUCGAGUUGUUGACUUUGUAGACCAGGCGCUAAAACUCGCUUCCGAAGUCACAAAGAUAUCUGGACCGAAGCUUGUUGAUUUCAACAAGGUGAUUGAAGAAAACGCUGAAGUUAGAGCAAAGGUGCAAAACUUAAAGGAGAGCAUUGAGCAAUACAGCCGAACCUUCCCAUUGCCUGGAUAUGAAGACUAUUAG
Molecule: messenger RNA, 1548 nt
Organism: Pieris macdunnoughi
Lineage: Eukaryota; Metazoa; Arthropoda; Insecta; Lepidoptera; Pieridae
Source: the annotation of a GenBank genome assembly